This is a messenger RNA of Beauveria bassiana ARSEF 2860, 5148 nucleotides long. Its product is annotated as sex-determining protein fem-1. NCBI's taxonomy places the organism in Eukaryota, Fungi, Ascomycota, Sordariomycetes, Hypocreales, Cordycipitaceae. The coding region runs from base 1 to 5148 and encodes 1715 amino acids. The record is from RefSeq and is a predicted model, not a curated record. The transcript has 3 exons. Gene Ontology annotation, molecular function: protein binding.
AUGACCAACCUAUGUUGCGGCUUGUUCGGCCGCUCGUGCGACAAGCCAGACGAGCCCGCCGAUAACAACGCACCGAGGCCGACCGCUCAGCACGCAGAGUCGGCGGCGGCGAAAUUGACGGCCCCACGCAUGAGAGGUCGCGGCCGUACUCAGAUACCCAAGCUGCCCUACGGCCCGACUCAGCCUUUGCCUGACACGGAAGCCCCAAAGGAAACUGGCGGGCUCGCUGAUACAUCCAGCUUCUGCUCUGUCGUUAAAUCCUGCGAUACAGCGAGUCAAAACAUCCAUGACGUGGUCCCGUCUCUGCCUGCACCUGACGCUGCUCUCAGGCAGCCUUGCAGCGACAUCGACGCGUCUUUGGCGCAGCCGUCGCCUACUCUGCAGGCGACCGCUGAUGAAACGGGCAAAUCGAGUCAUGAUGCAGCCUCCAAGACGGCCGACGAGCCUUCAUCAUCUCCAGCUGCCACCAGCGCCGAAGCUCUCUGGCGCGAUGCGUAUCGGCAGCUCUCAGAAACAGAGGAAGACCUGAUCAAGGGCUAUGAAAAGAAUGUGCACAAAUAUUUCCUAAGUACUAGUACCACCACCGGCGAGGCGGCAGCGAUUCAACAGCCCGUCGUCGACCUGUCGAGUCCAGCGGGCGUCGCAGCGGUGGUCACGGCGCUCGAGGACCGCCGCAAGGAGAAGCAGCUUCAAGUCACGAUCCGGUGCAAGAAGUACGUUGUUCGGGAACAAGUGGAAAAGAUUAUCAAAGUAGUGAAGCUGGCGGAUGGAGGCGUCAAAGCCGCUAUGAGCGUUCAGCCCUACGCGGCCCUUGGCUGGUCAAUUCUGUCCGCCAUUAUUCCGCUGCUCCAGAGCAGCUUUGACAGUAAUGCGGCUAUGAUCAAGGGUCUUGCCACUAUUGCCGAGCUUAUACACUACUGGAGAAACUUUGAGAUCCUUUAUUUGCCGAGCAUGUCGUCCGAGGCCUACAAAUCACUCUGCAGUCCAUUGUCUAACCUAUACGCAAAUAUGCUCAAGUAUCAAUUCACCGUCGUCAAUCACCUUUCCAAGAAUCAGGCUUCUCGUGGCGGCAGUGCUCUACUCGUGGCCAACGACUGGAAGGACAUGGAAGAGGCUAUUUCUGCCAUGGAUGAGCGUUGCCGUUUGCAUAUUGACGCGUUUCAAGAGUCGCAAAUCAAGGUCCUAGUGGAAGAAGAGGGCCGCAAACUUGAUCGCCUUUGCCGCGUGACGGAGGAGAGCUCUGAAAAGGUCGCACACAUCUUAUUCGAGAAUAGACAGCAGAAAAUAGCGGAUAAUUUGUUCGAAGCGCUCAAAACGGCGGCGGGGGACUAUGUUAGCGGUAAAGAUAUCAACACCGAACCAGUCCCCGGAACGUGCGUCUGGUUCUUCAAUGGUGAUGCCCUUGAGCGGUGGCGCGACGGCCACAUGUCCGGCAUAUUUUGGGUCACCGCAGGCCCUGGUUGCGGCAAGUCUGUUCUCGCAAAAGCCAUGAUUGACUCGAACCUGAACAGCACUCUUGUGACAGUGAACUUGUCGGCAGAUACAUUCAAAACGCGAGAGAUGCACGUAUGCUACUUCUUCUUCAAGGAGGGCGAGACCAAGCGCACAACAGUCACGGCCGCGCUUUCUGCGAUGCUUCAUCAGCUACUAACAUAUCAGGCCCCAGCGGGUGCCAUAGACGCAGCUAUUACCGAGUAUCGAAAGCACGGGCCGCCCAUGACCGAAAGCCCCAGUGUUCUAUGGAGUGUUCUCAAGAGCUGCGCUCAGGCUGUUCCUCACAGAGACAUUGUUUGUGUACUGGAUGCCCUUGAUGAGUGUAAGGGCGCGGACCGCGAAUGGCUUGUUCAAGAACUCUACACCUUUUAUGACGACCCCUCGCCCUUGGCAAAGAACCUCAAGUUCUUCAUUACGAGUAGGCCAUACGAUCACAUUGAGCUCCUGUUCCGGGAUCUGUCGAAAACAGUGCACUAUUUUCGUUUUGAGGCCGACGACCACCUUGACGAUAUUGCCUACGACAUUGGCCUUGUUAUUGACAAAUACGUGCAGAGUUUUAGCAAUGACUUGGACGAGGAGGAUCUUGCAACAUUUGCGGACAGCUUGAAAAGUAAACGCAACAAAACCUAUCUGUGGCUGUGCUUGACUAUCGACAUCAUCAAGCAUAGCCCAAGCCGUUAUAGCAGCCGCGCGCAGCUUGAAGCCUUGGUGGAGCGGAUUCCUGACGCCUUGGCCGAUGCCUACGAGUCGAUCCUAAGCAGAACUGAGGAUCAAGAGAUGGCCGAAGCAUUAUUGGGUAUGGUCCUCGCGGCGGAGCGGCCGUUGACGGUUGAGGAAGCCAACCACGCUCUCGCAUAUGCCCUGGCCGACGCCGACGCCGAGGCGGAGCCCAAGCCGUGGCGCGGCGAUAUCAAAUCAAAAAUCAUAAACAUCUGCGGACUCAUCAUCACCAUAUAUCAAGACGAACUGCACUUUAUCCACUUGACCGCGCGGGAAUUCCUUGUGCAGCCGCGAAAGCUACAGCCUGCUGGAAAGGCAUGGAGGGAAAAUUUUGAAGCACACGAAAAGAUACCAUAUCAUCAUGCGCUAUCGUUGUACGCCGCUAACUCUUGGCAUCGCCACUAUCGUGCAUCAGGCGAGUCGGUCAUGACUCAGACACUCAAGCAGACUCGCCUGUUGUGUGACCCUGAAAGCCCGUCUUGUAAAUCGUGGUUUAGUAGAGACCGCGAGGUGUGGAGGUAUCUGUAUGAUCAACUCGAGUUCUGCCAUCUGCCCAAACUUGACUUGGCUAUACGCCAUGGCCUGAAUUUUGUGGUGCAAGACAUUCUACGCGAUGAUGAUGUCGACAUUCAUGAGAUUGGUAUACAUGGCACAGCAUUACAUGCCGCAGUACGCAGUAAGAGCAAGGACCUAUGUUUACUCUUGAUUCGACACGGCGCGGACGUUGACGCCGUCGCCACACACCACGGCGUUUAUUGCACGCCGCUCUAUGAAGCUGCCUGCAUCUAUAAGAACGUCGAGCUGACAGAUUUGCUGUUAUCUCACAACGCAGAUCCGCUAUUCAAAAUUCAACUGCCUGAUGGCAACCUCUCAAUGACAGCACUGGACGAUGUUGAGGACAAGGAGCUUUUUAAGAUGAUGGCGGCGAAAGUGGCAAACAUUGCUUCGCCCGAAGCCAUACUCUCUGCUUUUGAAAACGAGUUUUCGAACUGCAGUCGGACUUGCCAAGUGUUACUUUUAGAUCUGUUACCGGAGCGGAUUCUCGGCCAAGAGUCAUUCCUCACCCCAAAAGUGAUAUUGACCUUGCUCAGUCAUAGGCUUGUAAGCAUUAGAGCGAUCCCACUCAUCGUUCAACUGAAAGAUCUGAGCUUCAUUUUCAAGGAUGAAAUGUUUCGGUUGCUUCUUUUGGCCUUGAUGCGCACGGAUGUGGAUAUUUCCCAGCGUAUUGAAGUUUUUUUGGAAGAGAACCCUUCCUGUGUUUCUUUCAUCACGCCCAACAUGGUGGCAGAUGCAGCCGAACUGAGUAGCGUAGCCACUCUGAAAGCACUUAUCAAGCAUUGCCCAGCAGACACUCAUGACAAAAAAGAGCUCUUGCUCAAAGCAACACAGAAUGACAGGCAUAGUAUCGACAUGGCGACUGCACUCGUUGCCGAUGGCGUGGCUUGGGCAAACGACGAAUCACUGCAGAGGAGGGUGCUGCGGAACCCCUAUCCCGAGCUUCUGGACAUGUUUGAGCUGAUCCCUCAAUACAGUCUGCCUAUUGCACGCCAACUAAUCCAUGUGGUUAUAUAUAAUGGGUUCUGGCCCUCGCGAAACGUGGUUCCUGCAAUUCGACGGAUCAUACAGCGCUCCCCUCCUGAUGAUGUCGUGGUCACAUUUAAGCAUCUCUGCCAAGCCGCCCACUCUGGAGAUGGCGACCUAAUGCAGCUUCUACUGGGAAAAGCGACACCUAUUGGCCAGAAAGAAAGCAGCCUUGUGACUCUCUUUCGUGCUGCAGCCGGCAAUUACAUUUACGCAACAGACGUGUUUCAGGUACUGCUCGACAAGUACGGUUCCGAAUCCGCCGCCGCGCCAGCAGUUAUGCGUGCAGCGCGCCCAGAAGCCUUGAAGCUGAUGCUGGAGAGCUUUCCGGACAAGUUGGAACUUAGCCCGGCUGUAGUCAUGUCGCCACUAGAUUCAGAGGUAUUGCAGGUACUGCUUCAAUCAAAGCCGCACGAUACGAUAGUAAACUUAACGGCAACGUUACGUAUGCACCCAUAUAUGGAGAGAGAAGAAGUUUUGGAACUUAGACGCCCUCCCAUCGACGAGUCUACUUUACGCCGCAUUGGAAACGAAGACAUGGCACUUGACGCGCUCGAGUUCCCGACAGGCCUAAGCAUGGCCUGCAGGAAAGUUGCUCUGCGAGUUCUGGCCGACGCUGCCGGGGACGAACUGAGCGACCAGAUUGUGGCUGCCAUUAUACAACUCGACACGGCGCAGCUCGAGAAGGUUGAGAAAUAUUGCCCGCGCAAGCUCCGACAGCCAUCAAAUAUCGUCGCGAUGACGGCAGCAAAUGGCAAUCUAGACGCUCUGCGUGAGCUGAAAGCUCUCUGCGGUGCUUCUGUAGACGGAUACGAAGAAUUAUGCCGUCUUGCCGAUUUCCGAAGCAACAUUCGGCAUGGGCACGUUGAUCCCAAAGACGGGCCAGACGAGACGAUGCUCAGAGCAAAAGACGCGCACGGCUUGACCGCACUGCACACUGCGGCUGCCCACGCGGCGCCGGAGGUGGUGCGGUAUGUUCUAGAACGAGACCGUACACUCAUCAACGAGAGAGACCGUAGAGGGUGGACAGCGCUGCACCACGCUGCCGUGCGGCGCAACGUGGCCAUUGUCCAAUUACUGGUCGACGCGGGCGCCGAUAGAAGCGCGGCAGGUACUUUUGGAGAAACAGCAGCGCUUCUCGCGUGGCAGAGCAACAACCUUUUACAGACACUGCGAGGCAAUAAUAAAAGAGUGGAUGGAUUCAGCUCCCGCUGGUCCGUCGACAGUGAAUUUGGCGACGAGAGCGACGACGGGAGCGACGACGAAGAAGCAGAGCUAACGGAAGUUUUGAAGGAAAUACUCACUAUUCUUGGUGAGCCUGAGUAUAACGGUCCCUGGCAACUGACGAACUAG